AUGGCAAGAACCAAGCAAACCGCUAGAAAAUCCACAGGUGGUAAAGCUCCACGUAAGCAAUUGGCCUCGAAAGCUGCCAGAAAAUCUGCCAAACAACCAUCCACAGGAGGUUUGAAGAAGCCACACAGAUACAAGCCAGGUACCGUCGCUUUGAGAGAAAUUAGAAAGUAUCAAAAGAGCACAGAAUUGUUGAUCCGUAAAUUACCCUUCCAACGAUUGGUCAGAGAAAUUGCUCAAGACUACAAGUCUGAUUUGAGAUUCCAAUCCAACGCUGUUUUGGCUUUGCAAGAAGCUUCGGAGGCUUAUUUGGUCAGUUUGUUUGAAGAUACCAACUUGUGUGCCAUCCACGCCAAGAGAGUUACAAUCAUGCCAAAGGAUAUGCAGUUGGCUAGAAGAAUUAGAGAGAUACAAAUCGUUGAGUGGAAUCACAUCCCACUAUUCUAG
Molecule: messenger RNA, 444 nt
Organism: Naegleria lovaniensis
Lineage: Eukaryota; Heterolobosea; Eutetramitea; Acrasida; Naegleriidae
Exons: 3
Coding region: 1-444 (147 amino acids)
Cellular component (GO): nucleosome
Molecular function (GO): DNA binding; protein heterodimerization activity; structural constituent of chromatin
Source: RefSeq, a predicted model, not a curated record